Lingula anatina is the source of this 2274-nucleotide messenger RNA. Its product is annotated as POU domain, class 4, transcription factor 3-like. NCBI's taxonomy places the organism in Eukaryota, Metazoa, Brachiopoda, Lingulata, Lingulida, Lingulidae. Gene Ontology annotation, molecular function: DNA-binding transcription factor activity, RNA polymerase II-specific; RNA polymerase II cis-regulatory region sequence-specific DNA binding. The record is from RefSeq and is a predicted model, not a curated record. Gene Ontology annotation, biological process: regulation of transcription by RNA polymerase II.
GCUAGUCAUUUCUCCAUGCCUUCCACUUUCCACCAGCAUCAUCUUGGGUCGUCUGUCAUUAUAAGAACAAACGACAACAUAGAAUUCGCACAGUGUUUACAUGUUGGUCGGAGGCAGGAGUCGGUUAUAUUAGAGCUUGGUGACAGAAUUCAGUGGGUCUCGGGGAAGUUUUACGAGGACGCUCUCCACCAUGAUGAACACUAAACAGACUUUAGGGCUUCCAAAUCAUCAUCUCAACUCUGGCAGUCUGUCCGGAAGAUAUUCCCCUCCCUUUCGACCGGACACGAUGCGACGUUUGCAAAACACAUCGGGAAACAUAUUUGGUGGUAUUGGAAGUAUCGAUGACUCCAUGCUUGCAAGAGUGGAGGCGUUGGCCGCGGGAGCAGUGGAUAUUUCGAAGACUCCCCAGUCACUGAUGAAGUCGGAUAGUCUGUAUGGACACCAUGUACAAGAUAUGAGAGACAUGCGGGACAUGAGGGAUAUGAGAGACAUGAGAGACAUGAAUAUGCACGGGCACCCGGGGGGUUCAGGGGGCAUGUCCCGUCACCACCAGGUGCCCCUGCACGGCUUUGGGGCCCCGUCGACAGAUUCCAUGAUGUUAGACCAAAUCUCAGCGUCCAUGCCUCUCUCGAUGGCGGAUCACAACAACAUGAUCACCUCCCACUCUCACUCACAGGUUUACGCGCAAGCGUACGGGCACACAAACAUUAUGAAUCCCCAGCCUACCCUCCCUGCUCACCACGCCAUGCAGCACAGCAUGCACGAUCUAGACUGUGACCCCAGGGAGCUGGAGGCGUUUGCUGAACGCUUUAAGCAGCGCCGUAUAAAAUUAGGCGUUACGCAGGCCGACGUCGGAGGGGCGCUGGCCAAGCUGAAACUCCCUGGGGUAGGAGCGCUCAGUCAGAGCACCAUAUGUCGGUUUGAAAGUCUAACUCUUAGCCAUAAUAAUAUGAUUGCAUUAAAACCCAUUCUCCAGGCCUGGUUGGAGGAGGCGGAACGACAGGCGAAGGAGAAGAAGGAAGGGGCUCUUUUAGGAAACUUGGAGAAAAAACGUAAACGUACCUCAAUCGCAGCUCCUGAGAAACGCUCUCUCGAAGCAUAUUUCGCCGUGCAGCCCAGACCAUCGGGAGAAAAAAUCGCGCAGAUCGCAGAGAAAUUAGAUCUAAAAAAGAAUGUGGUCCGUGUGUGGUUCUGCAAUCAGAGACAAAAACAGAAGAGAAUGAAAUUUUCUGCUGUAAACCACUAACAAUCAUCUGUUGUUCAUUUUCACUAAUCUGCCCCCUCCUCGUCCCAAGAACUGUCCGUCGCCAAGGUAGAAAUGUCAAAAUAAUUGCGCUGGAGGAAAAGAAUCUCUACGGACUUUGGGAUCAUUGCCAUUUUCAUCUUCAUCAUUUUGGUCUGGGCGGACCGUUCCUCGCUACGCUCCAUGAACUCUUUAGAAUAUUGUAUCAUCGAAUUAUGUCAUUGACUGUAAAAUGGUGGGGAAACGACCACAAGUGCAGUGUGGACAAGUGCAAUCAGGACUUGACUUUUAUUUUAUAUUUUAAUCAAUUUAUAUUUCUUUAUUGAUUGUGAUAUGUUGUGGUGGUAAGCGUGUUCAGCCUUGCACUCGUUUCUAGAUGGAUCUUCAGUCCUGUGGCGGUCUAAUGGAAUGUUCUCGUUCUUCAUUUCAACGUUUAAAAUUGAAAUUUUAGUCUGAAAGAAUUUUGUGUUCUCAGGAGAAAUAUAGACAGAUUCAUCUGCUGUAUAAAUUGAUCAUCAAAAGCUGCAAACAAUACAAAUGUGACAGGAAAAAGACUUCGAUUUGUGCGUUGAGAAAAUUUGUAGUUAAAAUUCGUUUACUGUGGAAAGAGAACGAAAGGAAAAAUCCAUUACAAAGAACAAUGGUCGUCUUCAUCUGUCCAGUUAUUGAGAAAACUGAAGGCGGCAAACCAAGUGGCGGUACUGUACAUAGCUUUCUAUAUUCAUCUUAAAUUAAAAUUUUUGAGAGGGAACUUGAUUUAUUAUUUAUAUUAAUUUAUUCAUAGUCUUGUCUUGGCAAGCUCUUAGAGCUCGUUCGCUGUGUAUUUGUAGGUAUUUAAGCUUUUAAAUAAGAUAUGUUGAUUUUUAUACGGACUGUUCCUUUAAAAUUAUAAUUAUUAGUACCACGAUAAAGCGGGAUCUUGGAAUUGAAAAACGUUGUGUGCAUGGCGUUGUUUCUAUAAGAUGUUGGCUUAAUAGAUCGUUAGAAGAAAAUGUGUAUAGAUUUCGGAUUUUGAAGCACCCGCUGACUUG